Molecule: messenger RNA, 1378 nt
Organism: Medicago truncatula (barrel medic)
Lineage: Eukaryota; Viridiplantae; Streptophyta; Magnoliopsida; Fabales; Fabaceae
Product: 26S proteasome non-ATPase regulatory subunit 1 homolog A
Exons: 7
Coding region: 1-762 (253 amino acids)
Biological process (GO): proteasome-mediated ubiquitin-dependent protein catabolic process
Cellular component (GO): proteasome storage granule; nucleus; proteasome regulatory particle, base subcomplex
Source: RefSeq, a predicted model, not a curated record
AUGUCUGGAAUCAAAAGGACGACAACGAUUCUCAAGAUAAUUGGAAACGAUGACAAUUCUCGAACGAGAGAAUUGAACAAUCAAGAUGGGAAAAAGAAUGAAAAAGAAAUUGCACUCCCAUAUCUCCCUCAAGCAUCAUGCUCUCUCCAGGUCUUUAAUUACUUGGGCGAGCUGAAUGACUCACUAUCCUAUGCCCUUGGAGCUGGUCCUCUGUUUGAUGUUUCACAGGAUUCUGACCAUGUCCAUACUCUUCUAGCUAAGGCUAUAGAUGAAUAUGCUAUUUUCAAGUCUAAGGCUGAUGAUUCUAUAAAAGUGGACCCAAGAAUGGAAGUGAUUGUAGAGAGAUUGUUGAAUAAGUGUAUUGUGGAUGGAAAAUACCAACAAGCUAUGGGAACUGCCAUUGAAUGCAGGAGAUUGGAUAAACUCGAGGAAGCAAUUACAAGAAGUGACAAUGUUCAAGGAACUCUAUCAUACUGCAUUCACGUCUCUCAUUCCUUUGUGAAACUUAGAGAAUACAGACAGGAGGUUCUCCGUCUCCUUGUUAAAGUAUUUCAAAAGCUUCCAUCACCAGAUUAUCUGAGCAUUUGUCAGUGUCUUAUGUUCUUGGAUGAGCUAGAGGGGGUUGCGAGCAUAUUGGAAAAACUUUUACGUUGUGAAAACAAAGAUGAUGCUCUUUUGGCACUUCAAAUAGCUUUUGAUUUGGUCGAAAAUGAGCACCAAGCUUUUCUUCUAAAUGUUCAUUGCCAAAGUCUCAACCUUUAGAGCCCGUAGAGCCAGAACCCAGUGAUGCAGAUUCUACUCAGAAUGCUGGUGUUCAUUGCCAAAGUCUUUACUGGAGCCUUUGACUUCGGAUGUCGUUGAUUUUGUUCGUCAGGGUGUGCCCUUAUAGCAAUGGCUAUGCUCAUGGUUCAGAUUAGUGAAGCUAGUGAUUCACGUGUUGGAACCUUCAGGCUGACAAUUGGAGAAAAUUAUACUUGACAAGCAUGAGGAUACCAUGAGCAAGAUGGGUGCAAUUUUGGCCUCUGGAAUCCUUGAUGCUGGCUGGCUGAAGAAAUGUGACCAUAAGACUACUUUCUAAGACUAAGCAUGAUAAAAUUGCUGCAGUGGUUGGUCUUGCAGUUUUCAACCAAUUUUGGUAUUGGAACCCCCUUAUCUAUUUCAUAAGCUUGGCUUUUUCACCAACGGCUUUAAUCGGUCUGAACUAUGAUCUGAAAUCUCCAAAGUUUGAAUUCUUGUCUCAUGCAAAGCCUUCACUUUUUGAAUACCCCAAGCCUACCACUGUUCCCACUAAGCCAUAAAACAUGUCGGUGAAAGCAAAUUCAAUCAUUUAAGCAAAAAACCAUAAAACAUUGAAGGCUUAAUUGAUCUGCCGAUCCCU